Chaetomium fimeti is the source of this 491-nucleotide messenger RNA. RefSeq lists its product as uncharacterized. Lineage: Eukaryota; Fungi; Ascomycota; Sordariomycetes; Sordariales; Chaetomiaceae. The transcript has a single exon. The record is from RefSeq and is a predicted model, not a curated record. Bases 165 to 431 code for a protein of 88 amino acids.
AAGCGAACAGGUAUUCAGAAGUCCAAAGAAACUGCAUUUACUCCAUUAACUUGGCUUUUUUCAUUCUUUUCUUCUUUUCGUCAUGGAUUCUUCUUUUUUUCAUUUCUUUCAUUUGUGUCACGGUCCUUUUCCUUGGGUUUUGUUGCUCGAUCUUUUGUAAUUUGAUGUCUUUUACUCGAUUUCUAUUCUUCGAUUCCUUUUGCUCGAUUUGUUUUCUCGGUAACCUGUAUUUGUUGCUUUUUGCUUCCCCCUCUGCUUUCCUUCCGAGUUCGGCCUUUUUUUGGCGAGAGGGUGCUCACACCACCUGCAAAACCCGUGCCCACCUUCGCCAGAUAGUUUCCUCAAAGGGCUGCUGUGUCCGGCAAACGCCAGUACGUCUUGGCACGCGCGCGCGGGUUGCGCAACAUUUUCUAAUUUUUAUCGAUUUUUAGGGAAAAAUAGGAGGAUAGAAAACUAUAUACAGCUAUAUCAACCAAACCACAACAUACGCG